Messenger RNA from Rotaria socialis, 2283 nucleotides. NCBI's taxonomy places the organism in Eukaryota, Metazoa, Rotifera, Eurotatoria, Philodinida, Philodinidae. The record is from the annotation of a GenBank genome assembly.
AUGAUGGAGUUAAAUAAUCCAAAACUCUAUACCGUUGUUUGGUUUGGUACACCAAGACUUGAUAUCGACGAAGAGUCAAAAGUAAAUGCGGAAGUCAUAAUAGAAAAUGGCCUUUACGUAGAAGAUAACGAUAUCAACAGUUGUUUGAAAAAGCUACAAUUAAUGCAAGACGAAAAUAUUUUAUUGGUGAUUACUGGUAUGGCCAGCGACAAACUUAUACUUGAUGAAAAUCUUCUUACUCAGGUUCAUCAUCUUCCUCAAGUGAAGAUCAUAUAUGUACCCGCAAAGUACGGUAAUCGUCAUCCAUCUCAUGUUUUUCCGAAAUUGAGACAACUAUCGAACCAAUCAGUAUCACUUCGUAUUCGAGCCGAUUUACGAGUUUACGCUCAAAUGACAGACUCGAUUACCUUCAAUACAUUUAGUGAAAAAUCAUCUUUAGCCGUGAACGGUGAUUUUAUGCAUUUUCAAAUGUUGAUCGACUGUAUAAUUGAUGAUCAUUUCUCAAUGAAGCUCUUGGACAAUUAUUCGACGUUCGAUAAAUCGAAGAAAGAGUUCAUUGAAACAUGUAAAGAGAUUUAUAAGAACGAGCGUACAACAUUGAUACAAAUCGAAGAAUUCGCAAAUACCUACAAACCAGAAAAGGCUCUCUAUUGGUAUACUCAGAAUUCCUUUGUCUAUAAGUUACUCAAUGGUGCAAUGCGCACGAAUAAUACGCGAUUAAUUCUUAUUUUUCGUUUUUUUAUCAUUGACAUAUAUCAAGAACUGAAAAAACAGUGUGACGAACCGAUCAUUUCAGAAAAUCAAGAUGGUGUGUUUCCAACAUAUUAUGUUUAUCGUGCACAAAUUAUGUCAAAAGACGAAUUGGACCGAUUAAGAAAAUCGUUGGGACAAAUCAUUUCUAUGAAAUCUUUUCUAUCGACUAGUCUUAACCGACAAUUCGCAUUAUUCUUUUUAGGGGAAGUAGAUGAAGGAAAUCAGUCAUCAUUAGUGCCAACUCUAAUUCAAGUUGAUCUAGAUCGUGAUGAUAUAUGCUUGGAUUACAAUCGACCAUUUGCUAAUAUUACUGCACAUAGUUGCUUUGGCGAAGCAGAAGAGGAAGUUUUGUUCAUGAGUGGCUCUUGUUUUCGUGUGGUUGAAAUACGUCGCAGUGACAAAGGUAUAUGGUAUGUUUCCUUAGCCAAACUUAAACUAUUCGACGGACCCUUAGAUUAUCACAGUAAUUAUGGCAAACUCUAUCAUUAUAUGAAAGAUGAUUUUCUUCAUCCACUGUUAAACCUUCAAUCUGAUGUUGGUUUACUUCUUUUUCAAUCAGGGAACUUUGAUUUGGCCGAAGUACACUUCGAACGAUUGAUACAACAUCUGUCAGAGUUAGUUUAUGUACCGGAACAAACAGAGAACCAAGAAGACUUAACAACCUUAUCACGCACAGGAAAUAAAAGUACAGAUAUUGUUGGCUUCAUCAAAGAUCUUGAGGAUGAAUUUCGUGCAGAAGAUAAGGUGAAAUACGUUGAAAGUGCGAAGGAAGACAUAAUAACAAGCUGCUACUACAUGUUGGGACGAAUAAAACAUGAAAAAGGCUUAUUUGAUGAGAGCAUUGUACACUAUGAAGAAGUAUUACGAAGAACCGAACCCUGUUCUAUUACAAAUGAGAAACCUAGAAAUAGUAUCAAACAUGUUCUUUACGCUCUUUGCUAUUUUGGUCUCGGUGCGACUUACGAAAUAAAUGGAAACACGAAGCGUGCAUUCGAAUCAUACACUAAAGCAUUACAUAUGUUCGAAGAAGCACACGAUGGAAUAAUUGAUGAUUCUCCAUUUUCUCCAGGUUCAACCUAUAUCUAUAAAGGCCAUUGUCUUAUUGGAUUAGGCAAUUUUUUUUUAAUCGAACAAAACUAUGAACAAGCAGAUGAAUAUUAUCGUAAAGCUUUAUCAUUAUUCGACACUUAUUUGCCUGUCGGACAUCCUGAUCAAUCACGCGCACGACAAAAAAUAGCUAAAAUUACCCAGACCUAUCGAUGCAAGCCGAUUAUGGCCUUAGAAGACUACAAAGAUUGUUUAGAAAAUUACUUGCGUGUAUUGCCUUCAGAUCAUGUCGAUAUCGCACGAUUAUACCAAGAUAUGGCUCACAGCUUCGAACAGUUACCAAAUGGAUUGGAGAACACCCUCGAAUACGCAAUGAAAGCUGCAAAUAUUUUCGGUCAAUAUUUACCUAAAGAUCACAAAGAUAAUAGAGAAAUUUCUCAAACAAUUGCACGCAUUCGAAGUAACCUACAUUUGGAAAAAUAA